AUGAAUAAAUUCGUUCUUGAAUUUUAUAAUUGUUUAUGCAACGAACAUAAUGAUAAUUAUUUUUCUGUUUCUAAACCUAAUUAUAUUCAUAUUGAAAUGGAAUUGAUUGAAGAAGAUUUUAAUGUAUUUCAAAAUGGUGUUAAGAAAAAUUCUUUUGAUAAAGAAAACUUUCAAAAUGCACUCUAUCAUUGUUUCUCUUAUUCAGGUAAUGAAAUCGAUUGUAAACUAUUUAUUAAUCUUUAUAUUAAAUUUGGUAUAAUCACUAUGGAACUUGUUAAUAUGUUAGAAUCCUCGAAAAUUUCUUAUGAUACUCAUAUGUGGAACUAUUUUGAUAAUAUUAAACGAAUAUCAGAUCAAGAUGUUAUUAAUAAAUUAUAUCAAAUUUUAGAUUUUAUGUUAAUUAAUAUAGAAUUUGCUCGUUUUUCAUUUAUAGUAAGAUUACUUGUUCAACUUGCACAAGUUCAUGUUAUAUCUUUAUUUGAAGUACAUCAACAUAUUUCAAAUGUUAUUGAAAACUUAUCAUCUGAUCAUGAUUAUAUAGAUAAACUUGAUAAAAAUUUUAUUUUUCAAUAUUUACUUAAUCUUACGAGGGAACCCCACCAACUGAUUAAAAGCUUUAAGGCUCAUAUUUACUCCAUAAGUAGUGCUUAG
Molecule: messenger RNA, 651 nt
Organism: Rotaria sordida
Lineage: Eukaryota; Metazoa; Rotifera; Eurotatoria; Philodinida; Philodinidae
Source: the annotation of a GenBank genome assembly